Messenger RNA from Podarcis muralis (Common wall lizard), 1167 nucleotides. NCBI's taxonomy places the organism in Eukaryota, Metazoa, Chordata, Lepidosauria, Squamata, Lacertidae. The record is from RefSeq and is a predicted model, not a curated record.
AUGUUCUCAAUGGGGCCUGAGCACAAAGAGAUGAACGAGAAUGUUAUGCAGAGAACUCAGGUGGAAGAGAGACCCUAUCAAUGUACCCAAUGUGGGAAAAGCUUCAAACACAAGUCAAACCUUUAUCAACACCAAAGAGUUCACACAGGAGAGGCCCCCUAUUUAUGUAUGUGGUGUGGGAAAAGCUAUAAGUCCAAGACGUCCCUUGUUCUGCAUGAAAGAAGUCACACGGGAGAGAAGCCCUAUAAAUGUGAGGAAUGUGGAAGAAGCUUCAGUCGUAAGUCAAGCCUUGCCUCACACCAAGUUAGCCACACUAAAGAGAAGCCUUAUAAAUGCUCAGAAUGCGGGCAGAGCUUCAGUCAUAAGUCCAACUUGAACGUACACCAGAGAACCCACACAGGGGAGAGGCCAUACAAAUGCUCAGAAUGUGGCAAGAGUUACCUAACUCAACCCAACCUUAGGGUGCAUCAAAGAAUCCACAAAAAAGAGAAGCCUUAUAAAUGUGAGAAAUGUGGAAGUAGCUUCAAACAAAAGAGCACUUUGAACGUACACCAGAGAACCCACACAGGGGAGAGGCCAUACAAAUGCUCAGAAUGUGGCAAGAGUUACAGUACCCGAUCCAACCUUAGGCAGCAUCAAAGAAUCCACACUAAAGAGAAGCCUUAUAAAUGCUCAAAAUGUGGGCAGAGCUUCAAUCGUAGCACACAUCUGAAAAGACACCACAGAACCCAUGAAGUGGAGAAAACAUACAAAUGCUCAAAAUGCGACAAGAACUUUACUUCUCCGUUUGAUCUCAUUAAACAUAACAGGAUGCACAUUGAAGAAGGACCUCACAAAUGCUCAGAAUGCGGAGAGAGCUUCAGACUGAGUGCUGCAUUGGGGCUGGAUAGUAGACCCAUUUUCCUUUCUACUUUCCUGGAGUUGAGAGACCUGUAUCUGUGCCCCAUGGAGGACCAUGACUCUAUGAAUCCUCACUGGCAGUGCUUUUUUGCGGGGGACGCAGAGUUGAUACCGGAGGAGAAGGAAGAGGAGCCUGCAAAUCUCCCUGAUGCAGGCCAGGCUCCAGUUUUAGUUGAGCAGAGGCAGCUGCAGAAGGAAAAUGAGGAGAACGAGGAGAGCAAGAUUAGCAGCGACCGAUCUGAAAUCGAAAGCACUCUGUUGACGUAA